CAUAAAAAAAAAUGUGUACCUACGUAGGUACCUACUUAUGGAGAAGUCACGAAGUGAUCGUUGAAAUGUGUUUACGAAGAUACUAAACGUGUUAAAACUGUUAAAGGAUAGUUAAUGUAACUCAAAAUGGACCCAUUCAUCUUAGCUGCUAUAAUAAGUGGAAUAGUCAUCAUCAUACUAUCUAUAGCGUUCCUCCGUGUGUCACAAGUUAAACCUCAAGCUGCUGCCAGACCAAGGGCUGUUGUCCAAAGGGAUGGAGGACCCGGUCGAGUACAAGCUGUUAGGAAUCAAAGGGCGCGGAUGAGAGCGAAUGCUGCUCGGCACCAAGCUGCCUUAGAAGAAGAACCAGAAAUACAAGAAGAAGCUGAUGAGGGUGCGCCUGAUAUUGACCAGAAAAUUGACUUUGAUGACAAAAUGGGAGCUAAGAAAAGAGCUAAAAUGGAAGCUAAAUUAGAAAAGAAGAAAGCCCGCGAAGCUGAGGAUCACCUGAGGGAAAUAAAAAAAAAGAAAGAGGAAGAACAAGAACAAGAACGCAAGAAGAUUGAAGAGAAACAAGAGGAAGAAGAACGUAAACGUGAAGAAGCAGAAAAGAAAGCCGAGGAUGAACGUAAGAAACGUGAGCAAGAGGAAUAUGAAGCAAUGAAGGCGGCGUUUAGUAUUGAAGGAGAAGGCUUUGAUGAGAAUGAAGAAGAGGACCGGGAAAGUUUGUUGCGUGACUUCAUUGGUUAUAUAAAGACCCAGAAAGUAGUUUUACUGGAAGAUUUAGCAGCUCAUUUUAAGCUGAAAACUCAAGCCGCAAUUGACAGGAUCACAGAACUGCAAGCUUCAGGUGAACUAACUGGUGUCAUUGACGACAGGGGAAAAUUCAUUUAUAUUUCACAAAGUGAACUAGAAUCGAUUGCAAAAUUCAUCAAGCAAAGAGGACGGGUGUCCAUUGCAGAAUUAGCUGAAUGCAGUAAUGAUUUGAUCAACUUGGCCCCUGUCACUGUGCCUUAAUUCAAAUACCUGUAAAUACUAUUUGUGUAAAGAAAUAUAAUUAUUCUGAACUUGA
Messenger RNA from Bombyx mandarina (wild silkworm), 1051 nucleotides. RefSeq names its product DDRGK domain containing 1 (gene Ddrgk1). NCBI's taxonomy places the organism in Eukaryota, Metazoa, Arthropoda, Insecta, Lepidoptera, Bombycidae. The record is from RefSeq and is a predicted model, not a curated record. Gene Ontology annotation, molecular function: ubiquitin-like protein ligase binding.